GGACUCCGACAGGGGGUCGGCAGCAGGAGGAGGGAGUGCAGUGCAGUCCUGACAGACGAGGGAUUAGAUGCAGAGCGGAUUUGCAGAGGACAAUUGUCGUUGAAAGUGAGGGGAGAGAGAGAGGGGAACACAGGACAGAUAUACAGACGAGGAGAUAGUGGCUGUGCUGAGGGGACAAGCGAUAAGUUGAUAAGAAAAAAAACUGAGCAGUGCAGAAGGAGUGAGUUCUGAGGGAUCAGGGACUACACGUAGAGAAGACUGGCAGGGGAUAACCGGCGGUGAGGUGAGGGAGGAGAGAAAGAGAGAGCAAGACAGGACAGUUAGCCAUACAGACGGGAGAGAGUGGCUGCAGAAGGCGACAAGAGAGCGACUAAACUGUACCGAAAACCUAGCAGGGAACAGCAGCCAGAGCAUCUGCACUCUUCAUCGAGUCAGCAUCCCAGAAACUCGUCUUUAACAGUACAGGUACAAUGAAUUUGCGUAUAAUACGAUUUUUAGUGAUCUGUUUGCCACCUUAUUUAUUUAGUGGGGCUGUGCCAGAUGAUGAUACAAGAGCAGGAUGUAGAACAGCAGUGAAUGAUUUGGUUUUCAUCAUGGACGGAUCCUGGAGUGUGGGACUUGACAAUUUUGAAACAGCAAAGACGUGGCUAGUUAAUGUUUCAAGUGGAUUCGACAUUGGACCUGAAUUUACGCAAGUAGCUGUUAUCCAGUACAGUGAUAAUCCACGCUUGGAAAUUCCGUUUGGCCAAUUCCAGACCAGUGAAGAACUGAUUGUUGGAAUACAAAGAAUUGAAUAUCUUGGUGGAAAUACCCAAACAGGCCGUGCUAUUAAAUUUGCCACAGAGUUUGUUUUCCCGUCUUCGCAAAGGACCAAGGAAGCCAAAACUAAAAUUGCUGUUGUCGUCACAGAUGGGAAAUCUCAGGAUGACGUUAUCGACGCUUCUGUUGAAGCGCGUGUUGAGAACGUCAUCCUGUUCGCUGUCGGAGUUGGAUCGGAAAUAACAGAAUCAGAACUUAAACAUAUUGCCAAUAAACCUUCCACAACCUAUGUUAUAUUUGCAGAAGAUUAUAGGACCAUAGAGAGAAUUAAGGAGGCUAUGCAGCAGAAGAUAUGCGAAGAAUCUGUGUGUCCUACAAGAAUCCCUGUAGCUUCACGUGAUGAGAAGGGCUUUGAACUAAUGUUGGGCUUUAAAAUACCUCAAAAAGCUCAGGAAAUAUUUGGAUCAUUGACCACACAAGCAGGUUUCCUCCUGUCGUCUGAAAUUGAUGUGACUGAAGACACCAGAGAGAUAUUUCCGGAGGGUUUACCUCCUUCGUAUGUAUUUGUUGCCACACUGCGUUUAAAAAGCCCAACCAACAAGAUGAAAUUCGACUUAUGGAGAAUCCUGUCCAAAGAAGGGAUUAUGCAAGUGGCUGUGACACUUGAUGGAGAACAACAGACUCUGUUUUUUACUACUACCAGUCUGGCUGAGGAGAUCCAAACUGUGGAAUUCAAUGACAAAAGACUAAAGAGAUUGUUCGAUGAAGACUGGCAUCAAAUAAAACUGCUGGUACUAGAAAUGGAGGUUACAUGUUUCUUAGAUGAUAUAAAAAUUCAAAACAGACCUCUUAAACAAGUUAUUCCUAUUUUCAUAAAUGGAAAGACCCAGGUGGCCAAGCUUGUGAAAAGAGAAACAUCUGUACCCAUAGAAAUACAGAAGCUCAGACUCUACUGUGACCCACACCAAAGUGAUCGGGAGACAGCCUGUGAAAUUCCUUCUGUGGAUGAUGAAAGGUGUCCACCUGACAGAAAAGCUCCCAAGGAAUCUUGUGAGUGUCCAGCAGGUCCAGCUGGUAUCCCCGGUUUACAUGGAACUAAAGGGCAAAAGGGGGAACAUGGCAAACCAGGAACGUCGGGAGCCAAUGGCGUACCUGGAUUGCUUGGCAAACCGGGUAUUCCAGGCCAACUCGGAUCUCCAGGCAUGCAGGGUAAAGCUGGUUUGCCUGGACCUGAAGGGGAACCUGGACUGAAAGGAUACAGAGGUGAAAAAGGCCAACCGGGAUUUCCAGGAGUGUCAGGCCCCUCAGGUGCACAGGGACCUGAAGGACUGAUAGGGCGAGAUGGAUUACCAGGAGUUGCUGGAAAAAGGGGUAGCAGAGGUGAAAAGGGAAGGCCUGGCUCUCCUGGACAUGUUGGCCCUGCAGGAGAGCCCGGGGUUCCAGGAGUAAAUGGAAAUACUGGACCACCUGGUUUGAAGGGGGAGCAUGGUAACCCUGGCUUGCCAGGAAGAGAUGGACGCCCUGGGCCACUGGGUUUUCGAGGUCUUCCUGGGGCCCCAGGACCACAAGGUCCGAAGGGACAGAAAGGACUGAUUGGCCAAAAGGGAGCUGAAGGACAGCCUGGGAUACCAGGCAAGCAAGGAUAUCCAGGACUACCUGGGCAUGAUGGACAUCCGGGCCUCAAGGGUGAUGUUGGAGAGUGGGGGCUGCCAGGACUCCCAGGACGUGCAGGCUCACCAGGGUUAAGAGGAGAGCCUGGAAUACCAGGCCAAUCUGGGUCAAUUGGGAUUCCUGGAACAAAGGGAGACAAGGGUGAAGCAGGAAGUCCUGGGAAGAAAGGCAGCCAGGCUGAAAGAGGGAGAGAAGGACCCCCUGGUUCUCCAGGGCCACAGGGACCAACUGCUGCCAAAGGUGAAAAGGGAGUGAAAGGGAAUACAGGGCCAUCUGGUGAGAGGGGGACUGAAGGCAGGAAUGGUGAACCUGGGCCAAUAGGCCCUAUGGGACCACGUGGACCGUUUGGGCAGGAGGGCCCGUCUGGACUGCCUGGUGCCCCUGGACUCCCCGGGAAACCAGCAAAUCCUGUUACAGAAGAGCAUGUGAUGAAAUUAUGCAACAACAUGCUACGCACUCAGUUGCCAUCGUUACUUCACAGCAUGAGACCAAGUUGCCAGUGUGAAGGAAUUAAAGGAGAUCCUGGACAACCUGGAGCCGCAGGGCAGCCAGGACAGAGGGGAUUACAUGGGUACCCAGGCCAAACAGCCAAGCGAGGAUACAGGGGGCUCCCUGGUAAGCCCGGACUACCAGGAAUGAAAGGUGAGCAUGGGAUGAAGGGAGCCAAAGGUAUGAAGGGUGAAGAGCAUUUCGGCCUACCAGGCCCACCUGGACAAGCAGGUAAGAUGCAGGACAUCUUCAAACAACCAAGGACAUUCAUAUAAGAUGACUAGGUGCUG
Molecule: messenger RNA, 3209 nt
Organism: Leucoraja erinaceus (little skate)
Lineage: Eukaryota; Metazoa; Chordata; Chondrichthyes; Rajiformes; Rajidae
Product: collagen alpha-1(XXI) chain
Exons: 29
Coding region: 471-3194 (907 amino acids)
Source: RefSeq, a predicted model, not a curated record